AUGACAACUGCUACAGUACAGAUGACGACUGCUACAGUGCAGAUGACAACUGCUACAGUACAGGUGACAACUGAUAUAGUGCAUAUGACGACUGCUACAGUGCAUAUGACGACUGCCACAGUGCAUAUGACCACUGCCACGGUGCGUGCAGAUGACGACUGCCACAGUACAGAUGACGACUGCCACAGUGCAUAUGACGACUGCCACAGUGCAUAUGACGACUGCUACAGUGCAUAUGACGACUGCUACAGUGCAGCUGACGACUGUCACAGUGCAUAUGACGACUGCCACAGUGCAUAUGACAACCGCCACAGUGCAGAUGACGACUGCUACAAUGCAGAUGACGACUGCUACAGUGCAGAUGACUACUGUUACAGCGCAGAUGAUGACUGCCACAAUGCAUGUGACUACUGCUACAGUACAGAUGAUGACCGCCACAAUGCAGAUGACGACUUCUACAACACAGUAAUGCGACUGCCACAGUGCAGAUGA
Saccoglossus kowalevskii is the source of this 492-nucleotide messenger RNA. RefSeq names its product protein PFC0760c-like. The record is from RefSeq and is a predicted model, not a curated record. Lineage: Eukaryota; Metazoa; Hemichordata; Enteropneusta; Harrimaniidae.